This is a messenger RNA of Punctularia strigosozonata HHB-11173 SS5, 1703 nucleotides long. RefSeq lists its product as uncharacterized. The transcript is spliced from 2 exons. Lineage: Eukaryota; Fungi; Basidiomycota; Agaricomycetes; Corticiales; Punctulariaceae. The record is from RefSeq and is a predicted model, not a curated record. Bases 1 to 1293 code for a protein of 430 amino acids.
AUGCGUUUCCCGGUAGUUCUCGUCGCGACCACCUCAUGUCUCGCUCUCUCGGCCACCGCCAUCCCCCGCCCCGAUCCCGCACACCAGCUCGCCGCGCGGGCCUUGAUCAUCGGCGGCGGCGCAUCGGACUCGGCGACGGACACGAACACGAACACCGCGUCCGCAACGACCACCGCUCCCGCCGCGAGCAACACCGACACCAACACGAACACCAAUACCGCUACCAACACCAAUACCAACACCGCAUCAAACACUGACACCAACACCAACACCGCAUCCAAUACCGACACCAACACUAACACCGUUACUAAUACCAACACCGAUACCAACACGAACACGAACACCCAGACCUCGGCCACGCCUACCCAAACUCCGACGCAGACGUUGACCCCCACCCAGGCGCCGACUACUAGCGCACCGCCAACGACGUCGCAAGCCCCGAAGACGUCCGCGUUCGUUACGACCAACGACGAUGGCGAGGCGGUCACUACUACUGUCGUUGUGGGUGCCACGGACACUGCGGCCACCUCAUCCGCGUCCGCGUCCGCCGGUGCCGACAAGAACAACGACAACAGCGAUUCAAACUCGGGCGGCGUCAAAACUGGCACCAUCAUUGGCCUCGCGGUCGCCGGCGGCGUCGCCGUUAUUGGCAUCGUCGCAUUCUUCAUCUGGAAGUUCACCCGGAAGCGGUUCAACGAUGACCUUGAUGACAACGAGGCUAUCAAGUGGCCCGAGCUAGGCGGCAACCACUCGGACGCGUUCGGCAAGUCGCCCUCCGGCGGCUUCGGCUCUCCCUCAGAGGACGCGCUCUCCCGUCCCGACUCGCGCGUGGGCGGUGGCGGCUACGCCCAAUCCGUCGCGGCCUCUUCUACUGCCGAGUUCUACCCCGCCGCCGCGGACCCGUACGCCGUCCCGCCUUUGCCGCACAUGAACCCCGCUCAGCCGCCGACGUCCUACCGCGACGAUCCGAACGCGCCCGCCUCGUUCUACGAUCCGUACUCGGGCCCCGUCCCGCACACGCUCGCCGCGCAAGACGGCAUGGAGGCGAUCCCGAUGACCCAGCUCCGCGCGCCGAGCCCGGGCCCCGCCCGCGCGCUGAGCCCGCAGCCGCCCCAGAUGAGCGCGUUUGACCCUGCCGCGCGCACGCUGAGCCCCGCGCCGCCGCAGAUGGGAUACGGGUACGACCCCGCCGCACGCACGUUGAGCCCGGCGCCCAGCAUGGGCCCCAUGCGCGGACCGUCGCCUGGGCCUCCGGCGGCGUACACCAGCGCCGCCCCUGCCGGCUACCGGUGACGAGAUGGAUGAUCAGGGUGCGCUCUCGGCGUGACAGCUCGGCGUUGAGCGUUGAUGCCUGUUGCGCGCGUGCCCGAUACCCCUUCCCGAGGUGCAUAGCAUGGAUGCUCAGCGACGUUGUUUGGUGUUUGGAGUUUUGGAUCGCAUGGUCGUGGUGAUGGUUGGUAAUAUCGUCCGCUAGCAUAGCGCUGUCGGGUUCCUACGGUAGCGGUUCUUGUUUCGGAUGGGCGGACACGGACGCCACAUAUACAUACGCACACUUUUUCCCCCUCAAUCCGCUUUCUUGUCCCUCAUUCUCGCUUUCGAACGACGCUCGCCGCACGCAUGAAUGCCUCGGGUAUAUACAUACUGUUCUCAUACCACAAGCAGACAUCGCUUCGGAUCGAAAUAUACGAAUAUUAAUGCUUGCC